Molecule: messenger RNA, 5087 nt
Organism: Cyprinodon variegatus (sheepshead minnow)
Lineage: Eukaryota; Metazoa; Chordata; Actinopteri; Cyprinodontiformes; Cyprinodontidae
Gene: aak1b
Product: AP2-associated protein kinase 1-like
Exons: 20
Coding region: 834-3506 (890 amino acids)
Biological process (GO): protein phosphorylation
Molecular function (GO): ATP binding; protein kinase activity
Source: RefSeq, a predicted model, not a curated record
CUAGGAUGUUGCGAUAAUGCUGGCAGCCAAAGAUUGCUGUGGUUGCAGAGAUUAGACGCCUGUGUCGAAACCUCAGUUAGUUAGUAACGUUUUAGCGGAUGACAGACGCAGCGGUUACACAUUUGCACCAGAGACGCAUACUCGUCACCGUUCAACUCGACGCUUAUCGGGGGCUGCUUCGCGCUAAAGGCGUCAGCGAGCGGAAACCAUAUAGUUUUAUAUAUUUAUAUAUAAAAGGAAGCAAUUAAAUAGCAGCACGGACAGUUAGCAAUGAGGCAACAAACCCUCGCUCCACUUUCCUGAAGGAUGGGAACAGCUUUUCGGGUCGCGCUGUCGCAGUUACCCGGAGGAUACAUCUCGUUUGAAGACAUUUUCUUCAGAGUAUAACCUGGAUAACCUUACACGAAAUGUCAUAGCGCUUUAACGGCUAGCACUGAGCUAGCUCGGUAACGGCUGGACGAGAUGGAGAUGGAGCUAUUUUUCCUCAGCAGCCUACCAUGAACAGCUGGCUUGCUGGUUAAAGGAGCACUUUUUUUCUCUCCCGGAGAUGCUUUAACCUCCUGGGCGGUUUAAUACACUUACAUAACUGCUAGCUCUAGUUAUUACCAACUGGCUUGUGUUGGCAGGCAAAUGGGAAAUUUCCCUAAAAGAAUCUCACAUCAUCACCACCACAAGUAAAGAAAAAAAAAAGGAAAAAUAGAGGUAUUAUUUGCAUAUUUUUGAGAGACCAGAAUAGACUGUGGAGAAGUUUACAUUGGGAGCGGAGGUUCUGAUAUAUCGCUGCACAUCAGAGGGUAAAGGAACAGCAUCUUCCCUGCUGCCAUUUCGACACCAUGAGGAAGUUCUUUGAUUCCCGUCGGGAGUUGGUGAGCUCUGGGCCUGGUUCUGGAGGAGGGGGCAGCAGCUCUGGGUCCAGUCACGCCGGAGGAAAUUUCAUUGGCAGAGCCUUCACGGUCGGGAGACACCAAGUCACCGUAGAGGAGAUCAUUGCUGAAGGUGGCUUUGCGAUUGUGUUCUUGGUGAAAACAAACCAGGGAGUGCGUUGUGCCCUGAAGAGGAUGUACGUCAACAAUGAGCAUGAUUUGCAGGUGUGCAAACGGGAGAUUCAGAUUAUGAAAGACCUGGUCGGCCACAAGAAUAUCGUAGGUUAUCUGGACUCCAGUGUCACAGCUAUGGGAUCCCGAGACGUCUGGGAGGUUCUCAUACUGAUGGACUACUGCAAGGGGGGGCAGGUGGUGAAUCUGAUGAAUCAGAGACUUCAGACUGGCUUCACGGAGUCUGAGGUGCUUCAGAUCUUCUGUGACACCUGUGAUGCAGUAUCUCGCCUGCAUCAACGAAAGGCACCCAUCGUCCACAGAGACCUCAAGGUGGAGAACAUCUUGUUGCAUGACAAAGGUCAUUACGUGCUGUGUGACUUUGGCAGUGCCACCAACAAGUUCCAAAACCCACAGACCGAAGGGGUGGCAGCUGUAGAGGAAGAAAUCAAAAAGUACACCACACUAUCAUAUCGAGCUCCAGAAAUGGUGAACCUCUACAACAAUAAGAUCAUAACCACAAAGGCGGAUAUCUGGGCGCUGGGCUGUUUGCUCUACAAGUUGUGCUUCUUCACCCUCCCCUUUGGUGAAAGCCAGGUGGCCAUCUGUGAUGGCAGUUUCACUAUUCCAGAUAACUCGCGCUACUCUUACGAUCUUCAUUGCCUCAUUCGGUAUAUGCUGGAGCCAGACCCUGACAAAAGACCUGAUAUUUACCAGGUGUCCUACUUUGCUUUUAAACUAGCUCAGCGAACCUGCCCUGUUCAGAAUGUGAAGAAUUCUUCAAUCCCUUCCACACUUCCUGAGCCAAUCAAAGCGAGCGAAGCUGCUGCAGCGAAGAAGAGCCAGACUAAGUCCAGACUCACAGAUCCAAUUCCCACCACUGAAACCUCCAUCACGCCUCGUCAGAGGCCCAAAGCCGUGCACACCCAGGCGGCCUCUGGGAUCCUUCCCAUUCAGCCUGCUGCUCUCACCCCUCGCAAGCGGGCUAAUCUCUCUGGGGCUGCAGCUCAGCCUGUGGGAGUCAGUUUAAACCUCUCCCAACCAGCUGCAGCUCUCCAGUCCCAGAAGGCACAGACGUCAGCUCAGCCCUUCAUUCAAACACAAACCAGCUCAAGUCAGGCUGCAGUGCUGCAGAAGCAGAGUGUUCAGCCAGCUGCAGCUGCUGGAGCAGAGACCACAGCAUCGCAAGUGGCCAGGGCAGACGCUGCAGCAGCAGCACAGCCAACAUCCGAGCAACAGGCCUCUCCGUCUGUGGUUAGCUCUGCUCCCACACAGACAGCACAGACUCCGCCCAGCCCGGCGGCGCCUCAGCGCCCAGCUCGUCGAAAACAGCCAGCUCAGGCUCAGCAGCCAGAGGUUCCACCUUCGCCGAGCAAACCGACACCAGGGCAACCAGCAGCAGCUCAGCCGCAGGAAAAACCAGCUCCAACUGAAUCCGUUCCCCCUGAGACCAGUCAAAAAACAGCUCAGACUACUCCACCUGCGACAUCUGAGGACCGAGAUCACAAACGUUUGCCGAGCGACGCAGCAGCAAAUGUUGCUGCAGCCCCAGUCAUUGACUCUACACAGCCACUGCAAGGAGCUAAUGGAGGCGAUGCAGUCAGUCAAUCACCUGCAUCUCAACCAAACACAGUUGACCCUGUUCAGCCGAGCGUUUGCGAUCCAACAAAGGACCAAAACAAAGUUACAACCCCUGGUUCUGCAUCUGGUUCCAACAACAUCUCCUCACAGCCAGCUUGGAACCCGUUUGACGACGACAGCUUCUCCAAAUUCACAGCUGAGGAAUUCAAAACUGAUGACAAAAAUACUGCAGAUAUGCCAUCAGAGACUGAGACAGCCUCCUCUGAAGAGCUGAUUCCAGGUCUGCAGACCGCCUCUGUGGAAAACACUCCUCAAGGGACAGCUGAACGACCAUCUGCUCUUCUGGAAUCAGGAGCGUCUCUUUUGGUUGUCCCAGAUCCUUUUCACACCCUUGAACUGUCAGAUGCUCCUGAGAAGCUGAUUGAAGGACUCAAAUCUCCUGACACCUCUUCCCUAAUACUUCCUGAUCUGCUGUCAUUGUCUGAUCCGUUUGGAGGGUCUGUGGAGUCUGUUCAAGACCCUCUCACUGCAGAUGGCUCUCUCCUGGGCUGCUCUCUCAUCUCUGGUCCCCCCGCAGCACCAAGCAGUGCCACCUCCUCCGUCUCCUCUGCUCCCACCUCUGCCACCUCUGCUCUUGAUGAUUUCAGCCUGCUGUCUGGAGACUCUGUACAGCCUAAAGCGGACUCGUCUCUCCUGAUCUCAGACUUUGAAACCCAGCCGACCAGCGCAGAGGCUGCUACAGAGGAUGACUUUGAUCCCAUUCCCGUCACAGGCCGAAAGAAUUCCCAAGUUUCAGGAGGCCACUCGCGCAGUAACAGUGGUGGCUCUGAAUCCAGCCUGCCAAGCUUGGCCCGCUCCCUGAUGCUGGUGGACCAGCUCAUCGACUUGUAGAUGGCCCCCAUUUUCCUCCUUCGUAGAAGCUGUAACUCUGGAUAAUAGUCCGGCAUAGCAUAACAAUCAGCAGUGUUGAUAUGGAUAGCUCCCUGCACCCCCCUGACUUCCCCCUUCAUCAUAGAAACAUCCCUCGCCUGUCAGCGCUUUUUCAUUCCUGCUUUCUUUCAUCGAUAGUCCGCCAUCUCUUCACGCUAACAUUUCAGCUUUGCUCUCGUCACCUUGCAUUAUUUAUGAUCCGUUUUAGAACAAGCAGCCAUUCACCGUCCAUUUAAAGACGAGUCAUGGUAGUUCCUUUGUCAAUCAGGAUAAAAACUAUCAGUUUAUUUGAAGAAUACUGCAUUAUGUCUAAUAGCAAACAAAAAAGAUCAUUGUCGUAUUGUAAAAUAGGCAUAGUUCUAAGUGGUCGUAGUUCUCGUGCACAAGUGAAUUUGUUGUCGUUUGCCUUCUUAGAUUUUCCUCCCUGAGUUUAUUUGCACAGAAAAUUAAAACAUGGAAAAGUUUAGAGCGCACUUAUUCAGAUGAGGUUUAUUUGAAACAACAAAGCCCAAACGUUUCUGAAUCUGAAGCCUGAUUUCUACGGAUGCAAAAUGUUGAACUUCUUGGAGCUCUUGUUGGAGGAUAUUUACAACUUUGAAGCUGCUGUGGUUAAGAGUGUAAAUAUGUGAAUGUCCAUCCUAGAAGCGGAGGAGUCAUAACACAAAAUGUUGAAGUAAUCUGAGAAGCAAUGAGAACAACAAUGCAAAUAUUAAAUAUAGCACUCCAUAAUUAUUGGUUACCCUACUGAAGAUUGUUUUUUAAAACAAGAAAAAAGCUUAGAAAUAUUUUUUCUAUGUAGAGGGUCAAAUGCCUCUUUUCCAUUGCUAACUUAUCUACUCAGGUCAGGUCAGUUAAAUUCAGAUUAAUUCAUUUUCUAUUACAAAUAUGUUGUAUCGUGGUGAGGGGGGAUCUUUAAUAGCAAGAUGGCCCUACGGUCUGGCAUGAUGUGGUCUGUAGCGACACAGUAGCCUGCUCCAUUUAUGGCUGUGGUGAGACUCAGAGGGAAAGAGAAGAGCCAAAGGAAGGCCGGAGCUCCUAAAUGAGGAAACCUAGAUAUGUAAAGGACAAAGAGAAGCAAUGCAUUAACAGUGGUAUUAUGCCACAGUUUCAGUAGUACUAAGCUUUUAGUUGUUUUGCUCUGAUAGUAGAUAGCUUUGAUUGUUUACUGAUUUAAAGGUUUACCAGGGUUUUUAGAAAGCAUCUCUUCUGUGUUUCAAAGGCCUUUAGUGGGAAAGUUUAUUUUUAGGUUAUCGUACCUAUUGCUAUUUGACACAUGCCUAGAUUUCAGUGAAAUCGCUUAUUUUCUUGUCUUUUCCAAUAAGAAAAUUAAUAAAAUUGUGCCUCUGGACACAAUAUUUUUACGCACCAGGGAAAAACAACAACCUGUAUUGCUAAUAAAUACUCAUUUUAUAAAUCAAAAAUCAAAAAUGUGCAUUGGUGUGAGCGGAUGAUUUAAUUAUUUCUGACCAUGGACACUGCUGACUAAGCAACUCAAAUGAAAGUUGAUCAAAGCAUUUUCUGUUUAACAUUACGCUGCCCAAA